Messenger RNA from Symbiodinium sp. CCMP2592, 1977 nucleotides. Lineage: Eukaryota; Dinophyceae; Suessiales; Symbiodiniaceae. The record is from the annotation of a GenBank genome assembly.
AUGGGGAAUCGCAGGUGGACCUGUGAAGACGUGUGUGUUGAAGUUGCAGUGCUCUAUUCCGAAACAGGCCCUAUUUCGCACUCACGUGUAGGAUGGUUCGGCCUCACCGAAUUGACUCAACGGGCAGGCCUGGACGAUGUACUAUACUUAGACGAUUUGGAGGAGUGCCUGAAUGAAGGACAACUCCAUCUGUGUGCCAAAUUGAGCAUUGUCCCUUACCACCGCGGCCGCCGAGAGGAGGUUGAGAUGUCGCUCCCCCGCAGUGAAGCUCAAGCCGCUGUGCCCGGACAGUUUCUGAGAUCCCGUCGCGCCGGCUUGCCAAACAAUUUCAUGUUCGAUCUGCAAGUCUACCCACGUGGACAACGUGGCAGAGAUGGGAAAUUUGGUGCAUUUCUGGAGUUGUGGCCGGGGCUACGCGAGCGUGUAGGUUGUUGGUGGGAUGCCGGGUAUGUGAAGUGUCAAAUAGCUGUUUGCCGAGGGAUGAGUGGCGCGCCGGUGCUCAAUACAGCAUAUUUCUCAUUCGAUGUCGAAAGCGACUGCAGAGGUUGGUCGGACAUCGGGUGGCUGGGUGCGUGGAGAGAUGGCGCCUUAGCCAGCCCGGAGACGAUAAGCAUCCGAGCAACUGUGGAGUUUCCUUUGAAGGUUGAUGCUUGGCAUAACUUCGUCCAUGACCUGAACUUCACGCAGCAGCCAGAGUAUGUCACCUUCUACCUUGCCGAGGGGCCUCCCAUGUACUUCGACAAGCGGAUCUUGAUGACCUCUUCAGAGUAUUUUGAGCACAUGUUGGGCAGUACAGGCUGGAAGGAGGGGCAGAGCAAUGAAGUCGACAUGAGCAAUGAACCACUGGCAGACUGCCGUGUCAUGACAGCGAUAUUCCAUUUCAUGCUGUCUGAAACAUUCUCUGCACGUGGAGAUGUGGUGUUUGCGUUGUCUGUGCGACGUCUUGCCGAUCGCUACAGCUUGAAUCGGCUCGUGAGGAGGACGGAGGAUGAGCUGGAAGACCUGCUGUCAGAGGAGAAUAUUUUGUCGGUGCUGGCGCACGUCUUCGGCAGCUGCGGCAGGCUAGAGCGCACUUGCGUGGAAUUACUCCAAUACAACAAGUGCGAGAUCUUGUGUCGCCAGAGAGACAAAGUCUUGCAGAUCGUGACCGAAAAUCCAGAGUUGGCCAAACAGCUUCUGAACAUGUCUCUGAACUUUCUGGACUUGUCGCACAAGCCGGAAAGGAAGCUGCAUACCUUCGAGUUCCACGAGGACCGCCAGCGGCAAGCUGCUGCUGACUUUGAGAAAUAUGGCUUCAUGGAUGUCAUCGUCUCCCACCACAGAGACGUUUGCAAUGAUGGGUUCGGCGAGGACCUUCGCGGGGCGGUUCAUGGCAUCUUCUUAGACCUCCCGGCACCCUGGGCCGCAGUGGGUCACGUCCUCGAUGCCCUGGUCCCUGGUGGUCGCCUUGUGACCUUUUCGCCCUGUGUGGAGCAGGUGGACAAGACGGCCACGGAGCUCCGGCGCAGCGGCCGAUUCUUCGAUGUCCGCAUGGUGGAGACGCUGGCCGUGAACUGGGGCGUUCGCGCUGCUGAGGCCAAGUCCAAGAAGCGGCGCCUGGCGAACUCAGCUGGCCAGGACGCGGAUGAGUCUUCGAGGCCACAAGGGCCCAGUACAACUGCGAAAAGCGGUCCAGAUCCUGGGAGCCAGUGGUUGAGCUACCAGAUGCCCAUGAGGUCCCACACGGCCUACCUGCUGGUGGCCACACGGGCACCAGCCGACGAAGCAGUCUGCAGGCGAAGGCCUCGCGUACAGGACGAUGCCGACACGGGACAUGGACCAGGUGCGGACGAUUCGCCCACCGUCCACCCUGUCAAAGGGAAGCAGACAGUCCGAGGGCCACCAAAGUGCCCCACGGCUGCGGGCGACGCCAGCACCCUCGGCACGGGGCCUGGAAGCCCCGCAAAGCUCGCUCGUAGUUGUGGCCCGAAAAUCUGA